This is a messenger RNA of Leguminivora glycinivorella, 1506 nucleotides long. Its product is annotated as oocyte zinc finger protein XlCOF26-like. Gene Ontology annotation, biological process: regulation of transcription by RNA polymerase II. NCBI's taxonomy places the organism in Eukaryota, Metazoa, Arthropoda, Insecta, Lepidoptera, Tortricidae. Gene Ontology annotation, cellular component: nucleus. Gene Ontology annotation, molecular function: RNA polymerase II transcription regulatory region sequence-specific DNA binding; DNA-binding transcription factor activity, RNA polymerase II-specific. The record is from RefSeq and is a predicted model, not a curated record. The transcript has 2 exons. The coding region runs from base 188 to 1312 and encodes 374 amino acids.
UGCAAAAAAUAUAUAAAUUCGGCAUGGUUUUCGUUGCUUUGCAAGUAUAUUUAAAUUGUGUACAGAAUAAAUGUAGCUACUUACACGGAAUACGUAGUAUUUUGCGUAAUUACAUCCACAUUACGAGUCAAAUGAAGUGCGCCCGGCGAUUCAAGGGACUGUAGACUUGCCUUCAGAGAUAAAAAACAUGGUGCUUGAAGAAUUACGUCUUCAAGACGAAAAGAAGUACAUAAAAGAGGAACUAAAGUGCGAUAUUGACCAUGACCUAGCUACAAAUGGGCAGGCUGAGCUUGAAUUCCGUAUAAAAUCGGAGUUGGACCUAGAUGAAUCAGAGAGUAAGGAGGAUUUAGAUGCGAUUCUUGGAUACCGUGAGGUGAAGAAUGAGCUGGACCAAUUUCUACGGCCUGAAAAUGCUCUCAUACUGGAUUCGCUGUCUGACAUUCAGAUUAAAGAAGAGACAAACCCGGAGUUUUCACGUUGUAUGCAGCAAAUAGUACAGCAGGACUGUAUUGUCAAACUCCAAAGAAUUUCAAUUGAUAAUCUUAAAAAAAUACAUUCUUCACACAAAGAAAAGAGGCAAAGAAAAACCUGCAUACGUAAAAUUCAUAACCAAGUAUAUAUUUGUAACAAUUGUAACAAACACUACGCUAAGAAAGAAACAAUAAUUAAACACUUAAAAAAUAAAGCGUGUGAACGCAAAAGAGACAAAUCUUACUGCUGUGAUAUAUGUCAAAAGAAAUUCUUAUACCCUUCGUCUUUACGUAAUCAUAAGGAAUGCCAUUCAGUGGAGAAAUUGUUCAAAUGCGAACUGUGCGAUAAAGAAUGCUCGACAGAGAAAAACUUGAAAGCCCAUGUGUUUAAUCACAUGGUCGAUCGUCCGUUUUCAUGUGACGUGUGUAAUAAGAAAUUUGUGCGAGAAAGAUAUUUGAUCAGUCAUAAACAGUCUCACGCGGGAGAGAAACCUUUUGAGUGCGAAGUUUGUGGAAAGCGAUUGAAAUACAAGAACACUUUGGGUGACCAUUUACAAACGCACGGUAUUUACAAUAAUAUCAGAAAAACGUUUUAUUCCUGUGUGUUUUGCGAGACUAAGUUUACACGCAAAUCGCAUUUAGCUAUUCAUGAGAGAUCACACACUGGUGAAAAGCCCUUUGUAUGCGAAUUUUGCAGCAAGGGUUUUAUUUCAAACUCAGUAUUAACAAGCCAUAAGAGGAUACACACGGGUGACAAACCUUAUAGCUGUGAAAUGUGCCCGAUGCGGUUCACGACAAGCGGAAGGCUAAGUUACCAUAGGCGUAAGCAUUCAGAAACAUAGUACAUAAACAUAGUUUAGUAAGGUUAUGUGAAGUUUCAAAGAUAAUUUCUUGUACUCAAAUGAAAAUGAUUAUUUCCUCCCCAAUGUUUACUUUUACUUCUCCAUUUUGUAUUAAAUUACAGGUUAUAACCUAUAAGGCACUGGUCCCACCGCGAGCUAGUAAGCUAUGAGCUACCGGCUAUAAAAACGAACAA